AUCAGUUACUCGCCUAACGUGUUAGGAACGAGAGCCGCUGAAGAUAGAAGCGAUUCAGAGACCAAAGGGGCACAAAGUCUGCAUGUGUGUCAAACAUAUUUCUGUCGUCUUAAUUUGAGUUUAAUUGCUCCUGAUGUUUUCUAGCUCCUCUGUGACAAGCGGAAUUUUCUACAUAUGAAGUUGAUUAAGGAGAAAAACACACAAGAGAUCUAAGAUCUACGCAUAUUUUCUGUUUGGAUUAUUGUUUUUUUGCAAAAAAAAACGACAUCCUACCCAAGUGAAGUGUAGAGGUUGUGAACUUUAAUUAGUGUAAGUUGUCUGUGGAAGAGACAAUGAAAAAUUCAGAACAUCUCCAAUGUGAGCAGAUUCCAGGGAACGUAAAAUAAUGGAAUUAAUUCACAGUUGGAUGAUGGUGGUUUUCACUUUUAGUUCGCUGUCGACAGUGACGUUUAUUUCAGGAUAUACACAGGUUCCCUAUUUCCACGAGACGGAACCAAACAUUACAGUUCACACAGGACAAACAGCGAUUCUACGGUGCACAAUAGAAAACCUGGGUCCUAAAAUGGUGGUCUGGCGCAAACUCGGUUCCGGAUAUCCACUAACAAUUGGUGAAAUGAUCUUUCCCGCUAAUGAUAAAAUCGACCUCCAACAGAAGAAAGACUGGAUGGGCCGGGAUCAUUGGAACCUGGUCAUCAAACGGGUGGAUCCAAGCGAUGCGGGGCAGUACGAGUGUCAAGUCUCUUCCUCUAAAUCUUUCGUGUACCUGGUGCAACUAAACGUAAUAGAUUCCCCACCGGAGCCUUCACCAGGCUUGACAUUAACAGGAAAAACUAUUGUCAAUCAUAAUGAACGUAUCAACCUCACAUGUUUGGUUAAAGGAGAAAGUCGUGCACCUGAAGAUGUGGACUGGUUUUUUAACGGUGUGAAAAUAGUCCCUGGUAGCAGCAGAUGGCGUAAUAGGGUUUACAUCACGCGAGAACGGGAACCUUACAAACGAGAGUUUAAAAGUCAUCUAAUCAUCGACAACAGUCGUUUCAGUGACCGGGGUGUGUUUGUGUGCAGAGCUAGUGCUGAUCUUGUGGAGAGCGAGUCAGUCACUAUUCUAGAGGCUCCGACUCUAAAGCCCAAGAAGAAUAGAGAUGUCACAGGCAAUAAUCACGGAAAGUUCGUUUCGGAUCGAAAGAAUGGUUCAAGCAACUCGUUGCAAAGUUCUUGUGUUCAUUUAACAUUAAUAAUUCAAUUGAUAGCACUAACAUGGACUAGUUGACACGAGCUGUUUUUUUCAUGAAAAAAGUGCCUUCGUCUGAGCAAAAAAGGGACAUCAACAUUCGUCCAUUUUCUCCACCCACCUGUAUGCCGAGCCCGAGGUAUAAAGGAUGCUGUCCCGCCGUGGUGGUUUUCAUUCAAGUGAUCAAGAUUCUGGAUUUAUGAAAUAUUUAUGCGCUUUUCAAUCAGGAUUAGUGUUUUUACUGCCAGUUAAGGUGCGAACUCAGCAAUGGCAGGGUAAUUACAUGUGAACGGAAAUGUGUACUUUUGAAGUGUUUUUGUUGCGCUUUCAUUCAAGUCCAAACCCUACCAUAGAGGGAAUUUUUAAUCAUGAAUUUGAAUGAACUGUCUAUAUUUCAUUUUUUUAUGUACAUAGACUCAUUAAGAUUGUUGUUUAUAUUUUUCGCACAUCAUUCCAUUUCAAUGUGACAUUUUAUAAAUAAUUCAUGAUGAUGAAUACCAACAUCUGGUUCGAAACAGCACUACAGACCCUUGUGUAUUAAUGUAAUGGAUUUUACAGUCGAAGUGAUGUACCCAUUGACAAUACACAAGCAUCAAAGUUCUCAAAAAUAAAUUAAAACAUUAAAAAUUUAUGGCAAGGGUAAAAUAUAAGUUAAGAUAAACAGUAUUAGAUAAUUACAUAUGAACAAAACUGAACAGCUAUCAUUUACAGAACAGUAAUUUUUUUUGACAAGUUUGUACAUAAUGAAAUUGGCAUAUAAAUAUUGUGUGUAUAAUAUAUUCUAAGCAGACAUGCAUUGAGAAACUAAUUAAUUCUUCUUGUGGGGGAAAAAGAUUUAUAGUUCAUGUAAAAUAAACAACAAUAAUUAUAAAACUAAAUUUAGUUCAUCCUUAAUCCUGAGAGUAGACGUACUGUUGUAAUUGAGAAUCAAAGUACUUGUUUGAACUCUUUCAAAAUAAAAAUGUUAAUUUUAGAAUUGUAACUUAUUUCCAAUCUGAACAAAAAUGUAUACAUGCAGAAAAAAGCGUAGAUUUUCUGAAUUAGAGAGUGUCAGGUGCAGAUGAUGCUUCUAUA
Saccostrea cuccullata (small rock oyster) is the source of this 2302-nucleotide messenger RNA. RefSeq names its product basement membrane-specific heparan sulfate proteoglycan core protein-like. NCBI's taxonomy places the organism in Eukaryota, Metazoa, Mollusca, Bivalvia, Ostreida, Ostreidae. Gene Ontology annotation, biological process: synapse organization. The transcript is spliced from 8 exons. The record is from RefSeq and is a predicted model, not a curated record. Gene Ontology annotation, cellular component: neuron projection membrane. The coding region runs from base 386 to 1267 and encodes 293 amino acids.